Fibroporia radiculosa is the source of this 3390-nucleotide messenger RNA. RefSeq lists its product as uncharacterized. Gene Ontology annotation, molecular function: metalloaminopeptidase activity. Gene Ontology annotation, biological process: proteolysis. The record is from RefSeq and is a predicted model, not a curated record. The transcript is spliced from 17 exons. The coding region runs from base 1 to 3390 and encodes 1129 amino acids. NCBI's taxonomy places the organism in Eukaryota, Fungi, Basidiomycota, Agaricomycetes, Polyporales, Fibroporiaceae.
AUGAUCUCCGUUCCAAACGAGAAGGAAAUCCCGCAGGACGAUCCGGCAGUCGACGAUGACCAUGAGGAGCCCGAAGAGGACGAUGUAGCCGACGCUCUUGCGGCUGGCGGUGACAGCAAAAAGAAGAAGAAGAAGAAGAAACCCAAGAAGAAGAAAGUCGAGCAGACUGAGCCGCCGCGAGUGGCGUUGUCCAAAAUAUUUCCCAGUGGGAACUACCCGGAAGGUGAACUGCAAGAAUAUAAAAACGAUAACUCAUGGCGAACGUCUUCCAAGGAAAUGCGGCUCAAAGAACAGAUGGAGAUGGAGGAUCCCGAGACGACGUACAAUCAUAUCCGCAAGGGCGCGGAAGUUCAUCGACAAGUGCGGAAGUUUGCCAGGAAAUAUAUCAAGCCAGGAAUGAGUCUCACAGAGAUCGCGGAGGUGAUUGAAGACGGUACCCGAGCGCUAGUUGAGGCAAACGGGUUCGAGGCUGGUGUCGGCUUCCCUACGGGCCUGAACUUGAAUCACUGCGCCGCGCAUUUCUCUCCAAACGCGGGGGACACUGUCGUAUUGCAGCACGGUGAUGUAAUGAAGGUCGACUUUGGCGUGCACGUCAAGGGUCGUAUCCUUGACUCUGCGUUCACUCUUGCGUUUGGUAACGAGUAUGACAAACUGCUGGAGGCAGUAAAAGCUGCAACAGAUACAGGUAUAAGGGAAGCUGGUAUAGAUGUCCGGCUCGGAGAGCUCGGCGGGUAUAUACAGGAGACAAUGGAAUCGUAUGAAGUUGAGGUCAACGGCAAGGUGUAUCCUGUUAAAGCAAUCGCGAACUUGAGCGGUCAUUCCAUUCUUCCUUAUCAGAUACAUGGCUCUAAAGCAGUGCCCCUUGUAAGAACGGAAGACCAGACGAAGAUGGAAGAAGGGGAAUAUUUCGCGAUCGAGACUUUCGGGUCGACAGGACGCGGUAGAGUAGUUGAGAGCGGUGAUUGUUCGCACUAUGCUCGAGUUCCUGAGCCACCACGCGUCCCUUUACGACUGACUUCCGCAAAAUCUUUGCUGAACACAAUCAACAAGAACUUCGGGACAAUACCGUUCUGCCGUAGGUACUUGGACCGUAUUGGAGAAAGCAAAUACCUACUGGCCUUGAAUCACCUCGUAGCACAAGGGAUCGUGAACGAUUAUCCGCCCCUAUGUGAUGCACCAGGAUCUAUGACAGCUCAAUUUGAACAUACGAUUCUAUUACGUCCAACACGCAAGGAGGUGCUACUUUUCGCCCCUCCCGCCCUCACGGAUCCGCGAAACGUCCUCCGUAUAGACUUACGAGCACGGCACGAACGCGGAAUGACUUGGCCUUUUUCUCUGUUUUGGUCCGGUGACGAGGGGCCAGGUCUGAGUACUUCCAAACGGACAUCGACCCGAGCCAAAAACAUCACCUCUCCGCCCGCGCAUCUCUUGGUGCACUUUGGUGGCCCUGGCGGCCCUCUUCCGCCAUCCGCCCGCGUGGGUGACCCCACGCUCAAGCAACGCCAGCCGAACCCCUUGAAUUUAUGGCAGCUGGGAAGGCUGGGGGCUUUUGCAGCAAUGAAAGCCUCAGUUUUGAUCUUGGACCUUAUUUCCCACCAUUUAUGGGGACCUCGCCGGAAGUCGUGGGGCGUUGAAAUGACCCUGCUAUCAAGCAUCAUGCGUGAUGUUGGUCGGCAUUCCCACUUGGGUGAUAUGGCCCUUAUUCGAAUGCUCAUGGGCAUCGGAGGAUAUCUGCCAUUGCCAUCUGAUGCCCUUGUAACGCCAGUCACAUUUCGUGUGCGGAGGCGCAAGCUCCGAGGUAUCCUUGCUGAAUUUGAUGCAGUGGAGGAUGGCGCGCGUGAACUUUCCGGAGAAUGGGUUGUUGGAAAGAGAACGUGGCAGAGAUUACAAAGAGAAUGGAGAGCAACGAGAGCUAAUUCAAGAGACAGAGAUACAUCCUCCUCAAGACCGACGUCACAGUUACCGAAGAAUCAGUCUCGUAAAAUGGAGAGAGUAGUACUUUAUCUGCAUGGUGGCGCAUAUUAUGUCUCCAGUGCUGCAUCACACAGGUUAAUCACAAUCCCUCUUGCUAAACACUUGGAUUCUCGUCUUUUCGCAAUCGAUUACCGUCUAGCUCCCGAGACUCGAUUUCCUGGACCCUUGCAUGAUGUCGUAUCUGCCUACUUUCGGUUAGUCGAUGAUCUGCACAUUCCGCCAGAAAAUAUUAUUGUCGCAGGAGAUAGUGCUGGCGGUGGAUUAUCGCUGGCAUUGCUCUUAUACUUACGUGACAAUCAGUAUCCGCUGCCAGCGGCAGCAAUCUUGAUGUCACCUUGGGUUGACUUGACAAUGAGCUGUGACACCUGGGAUAGCAAUGCUGAAUUCGACAUCGUUCCAAGACCCAUUCCAGGAGAUCAUCUAAACCCUAUUGCAUGCUAUCUUGGAGAUAAUAUGAACCAGUACCUCACUCAUCCAUACGCUAGUCCUCUUUUUGGAAAUUUGGAGGGGUUUCCUCCUCUGUUGAUACAGGGAGGAGAAUGUGAAGUGCUCAGGGAUGAGAUAACAUUACUAGCACACAAAGCAACCCUUGCCAGCGUGGAGCUUGCAUUUAGACUGGGUUGGCAGGUACACGUCUUCCAAUCUCUGCCAUUUCUGGAAGCUGCGCGAAGUGCCUUUGCUUCAAGUCGGGACUUCGUGCACAAUUUCCUGCCUCGAUGGGAGAGUCGUUCUCCGAAAGGACUUCAGUACUCAACGGAAAAGAGCCUGGAGAAAGAGAUCGACAGCGAUGCUGCACGAAUUGUGCGUGGGGACGGUCAAGAAUCACAUUCGCGCCAGGAUUUCGAGGCAGUCUUAGACGGGCGUCACGUUGAAGAGCGAGAGAAGUCACAUGCUCGUAAGAAAGAGGAAUCGCCACCCGUUUUCGGCGAAGAAGAGGAACCUAGUUGGGUAUCGCAGUGGCCUACUCCACCAGAAACUGACGAAGAAGUCGACGGAGCCUCGAUUGUUGAGGCAGAGAAGUCGGUUCAGUCCCAAGCUGGUGAAGCUAUUCGAACCAAGCAUCCGCCUCCAAUGCUGCGACUACGGUCAACUGUUUCUCUAAUCGCGGAUGCUUCCUAUCGUUCUGCAUCGGGGUACUUUGAAACUGCCUCCAUGCAUCAGCUGCUUUCUCCUCCAGGUGAGGAGUCGUUGACAGCGCCGAUCUCCAGACAACAAUUCCGUGGUUCUACGCUGAGCAUCUCAUCCUACGCCUCUGCGCCCAAACCAUCUAUUCGUCGUUCCGAUCGUAGUCACCCGGAUAUUCGCUCGCUCGUUCAAGAGUACGCCAAAAGUGGACCAGCCCACCACACGUUGACGUUCAAACCCGAGGACUCACCCAGAUGCGGGCGGUCCAGGACCGCAUCGAUAACAAAUUGA